CAAUUUUUCCUCGUAUAUUUUCCCAAAGACGAGAAAGUAGACAAACUAAGAUGGCAAGAACAAAGCAGACUGCUCGCAAGUCUACUGGCGGUAAAGCUCCUCGAAAGCAGCUCGCCACCAAGGCUGCUCGUAAAAGUGCUCCUGCUACUGGCGGAGUCAAAAAGCCUCAUCGUUACAGGCCUGGGACAGUGGCGCUGAGAGAAAUUCGCCGCUACCAGAAGUCUACUGAGCUCCUCAUCCGCAAGCUUCCAUUCCAGCGGUUGGUCAGAGAAAUUGCUCAGGAUUUCAAAACUGACCUCCGAUUCCAGAGCUCGGCCGUCAUGGCUCUGCAGGAGGCUAGUGAAGCCUAUCUGGUAGGUUUGUUCGAGGACACCAACCUUUGUGCCAUUCAUGCCAAGAGAGUGACUAUCAUGCCCAAGGACAUCCAGUUGGCCCGACGUAUCCGCGGAGAACAAAAUGUAGGACACUUGGGAGCCAUCAAAGGGCUUAAAACAAAACAAAAAGUUUGCUCACAGCAAUCGGACGACAAGCAAGAAGUCGGGAACAUGGCAAGAACUAAGCAGACAGCCCGUAAGUCUACUGGCGGUAAAGCUCCCCGAAAGCAGCUCGCCACAAAAGCGGCUCGUAAGAGCGCGCCUGCUACCGGUGGUGUAAAGAAACCUCACCGCUACAGGCCCGGCACUGUAGCUCUGCGAGAGAUCCGUCGCUACCAGAAAUCCACUGAGCUCCUUAUCCGUAAGUUGCCUUUCCAGCGACUGGUGAGAGAAAUCGCCCAGGAUUUCAAGACCGAUCUCCGCUUCCAGAGCUCCGCUGUCAUGGCUCUGCAGGAGUCCAGUGAGGCUUACUUGGUGGGUCUGUUCGAAGAUACCAACUUGUGCGCCAUCCAUGCCAAGAGAGUGACCAUCAUGCCCAAGGACAUCCAGUUGGCUCGCCGCAUUCGUGGAGAACGCGCUUAAAGACGCAAUUGAAGAAAACACAAAGGCUCUUUUCAGAGCCACUA
This is a messenger RNA of Polypterus senegalus (gray bichir), 1000 nucleotides long. Its product is annotated as histone H3-like centromeric protein CSE4. Lineage: Eukaryota; Metazoa; Chordata; Cladistia; Polypteriformes; Polypteridae. Bases 51 to 956 code for a protein of 301 amino acids. Gene Ontology annotation, molecular function: structural constituent of chromatin; DNA binding; protein heterodimerization activity. Gene Ontology annotation, cellular component: nucleosome. The transcript is spliced from 3 exons. The record is from RefSeq and is a predicted model, not a curated record.